Molecule: messenger RNA, 2087 nt
Organism: Vitrella brassicaformis
Lineage: Eukaryota; Vitrellaceae
Source: the annotation of a GenBank genome assembly
CAGGAUGAAGGACAGAGCAGGGCAGCAUAUCUGUCAGUGACGAGAUCAGCAAUUGAAUUAAGACAAGGGCUCGUUCGGCGGAGGAAGCAAGUCAGUCAGUCAUGACGCUCCGAAGCAGCAUCUUCCGGGGGUGAGUGAAAGAGAGGACACGCUCACGGACAAACAGACACGAAGACAGACAGAUCUGAUGAUUCCGACGGCUGACAGAGAGAGAGACCACGCCCCGUCAUCCCAUCUGUCUGUCUCUCUGUCUGCCUGUGUUGAUGGAAUGAAUGGCGUGCAGCAUGCAGGUGAUGGAGCUGGAGAGCGGCAGUGCCGUCGAGGCAACCACCAUAUGGGCAGACAAGAAAGUCCUCCUGCUGCUCGUCAGGUCAUGACACCAGAUGAAAGAGGAGCUCACAGACACAUGGCUUGAUGCAAAGAUGAACACGUGUGUGUGAUGUGACUCAUGCAGGCGGUUCGGGUGUGUGUUUUGCCAGCACCAGACAUCGUUGGUGCUGAGGGAGGAGGAGGUGCUCAAACGACACAACUACCACAUCGUCGCUGUGGGCAAGUGAGUGGAUGGAUUCGCGUGCAGACGGACACACCAACACCGAUGUGUGUGUGUGUGUGUGUGUGCAGUGGUACCCCUGACCAGGCCAGGAAGUUCAAGGAUGCGCUGACAUUCACCCACCCCAUCUACAUUGACAGCGACUCACAAAUGUAUGUGUGUGUGUGUGUGUAUGUAUGCGCAAUGACACACUCACAGGACAGAUGUGUGUGGCGUAUGUCUGUUGUGUGCAGGUUCAAGGCUCUGUCGAUGCCGCGUUGGUCGUUCUGGUACAUCCUUCGGACGUUCUUCAUGUCAUCCACCAACUUCUCUAUCGGUACGUCGCUGCACAAAAAGACGGGCACACGCCCUCAGAAAUCAUCGACGUUGGUGGUGUGCAUGUGUGCGUGCAGGAAGGGGUCUGAUGAAGGACUACCCGAAUGCCAAUCUGGAGGGCGAUGGGUAUCAAAGCGGCGGAAUCAUCGAACUCGAACCUGGUAUGAGGGCUCAUGGACCACCAGCACACACGCAUGCGCGUAUCGGUAUGAGAAUGUGUGUAUGGGUGCUGUGCUGCAGGUGAGUCAGCCAUCAAUGUCGUCCACCGAGAGGCCGAGAAGAUACAGGAGGGACAGUUCUGCGAACCCACCACCGUACGCGCACGCACUCGUAAUGGGAUCUGUCUGUGUGCGUGUCGAUGUCUGUGUGUGUGGCUGCAGUUGUUGGAAAAGCUUGGCAUCGAUGUGGGUGAGAGCGUGUCGGCAAAGCAAGAGGGGGAGCUCCCCACAGCCCCCGACAAAUGCACCACAUAGCCUAGUUGUGUGUGUGUCAGUGAGCCGCGUGUGUGGGGGUGUGUGUGGGUGCACUGCACCGUCUUUACAUGUGAGUGUCUGUAUGGUAUGUGUUGUUUAUUGCGUGUUUUGACUGACUAGUGGGUCCGGUGGCUGUGCUGUCUGUAUUCCAAAGGAAAGAAGGAAAGGAAGACGAGCCAUUUCGCAUGCAGCCAACCAGCUUCUUUUUGCGGAUACACAUAGUCAGACAGACCCGUGAAGAUAGUACGACGAUUCUCCCUAGUUGCGAUGACAAACGGCUGACCCGAUGCUCCUUGACCUGACUGACGUCGACUCAACAUGAACCAGCACGGUUCUUGCGCGAUGCCACCCUGCUUGCGGUGUGCUUGACUUAAUGCCGCUCUCACGCCUGAAGGGUUCGGUACCCUAGACCCGAAACCCUAAACCCUCGCCUCAAGCUCUGUCCUAGCUCGCAUUUUCGCGAAGGAGUCUCGUGAGAAAAAGAGGUCAGCAUCCUCCCCCAGCAAGCAGACACAAGACAGAGCUGAAGAUCUGACCAUCUGUGAAAAAGUGCGUCCCAUGUGCGUGUGGUCGGUAGGCUGUGUUUCCGUUGCCUCUCUCUCCAGUCUCUGCUGAAGGACAGAGAUCUGCCCCGGUAGGCAGGUGGAGACAGACAGCCACACGGCCACACAGAGAGAGGCAGCCCGGCUCACAAUGCGCAUGAUAAAUUGCUCCUUUGAGUGUGUGCCUCCAGGUGUCUUACUGACUGA